CCACCAACAACAACAACAAUACCACCACCAACAGCACCAGCACCAACAACAACAACACCAGCACCACCACCAACAGCACCAGCACCAACAACAACAACACCAGCACCAACAACAACAGCACCAGCACCACCACCAACAGCACCAGCACCAACAACAACAACACCAGCACCAACAACAACAAUACCAGCACCAACAACAACAACACCAGCCUCAACAACAACAGCACCAGCACCAACAACAACAGCACCAGCACCAACAACAACAACACCACCACCAACUGCAAAACCAACUGAUAUUCUGUUGCUGGCGAUGUCCUUCAAAAUGAUUGGAGAUUUCACUAGCGACCUAAAUGAUAAAAAUAGUGACAAAUACAAAAAGUACAAAGGCGAUAUUGAACCAGUUAUCCAGGCCCAGUAUAGGAAGAACAUGCCAGGGUUUAUUUCAGCAACAUUGACAAGUUUCAGCCGUGGAAGUGUUAUAGCCAACUUUGAGGUUAGGACCACAGCUGCAGAUCCCUCUGAAAUUACCAAAGCUAAUGCUGGACUUGCAACAUCACUUUCAGCUGAUUAUCAAGUUGAUAUGAGCUCUUUCAUUAUGAUUUAUAACAGUAGCACGGUAUUAAGUUAUAAACCAACUACCAUUUACUCUGGUGGCACCAUGACUCUGGAGUGUGGACCACCUCCUGAUAAUGUAAAGAUGGGCAUUAUUAGAAACGUUGAGUGGAAACGAAAGGGAAGAGUUUUAACAUCGACCGGAAGGUUCAACAUCAAUACAGAUGAUUUUGCAUCACAAAAGACAACACUUGGUAUCAAAACUGUAAUUGCUGAUGAUGAAGGGAAAUAUGAAUGCACUCUGAAGAGUGACGAGAUCUAUUUCUACCAAACGGGUCAAAUUCAAAUCAAGGAUGCUCCCAUUAUUCAAACGAAUACAGAAAUCAAUACCAAAUGUGUGGUGGGGAAAGGUCAGCCAUUGGAGUGUUGUGUGCAAACUCCCUAUAAACUAAUGUGGAAAGAAGGCAAUGUAGAAUUGCCCAUAAAUGAGACUCCUGAUAAUUGCAUUAAAUAUAACUAUCAAAUUCAAAACUGUGAUGGAUCAUCGAAAGUUGUCACAUUAACAUGCCAAGUGAAAGACCCAACAGGAUAUGAAAAGACUACAAAAUUGACUCUUUUCGUAGGAGCAAUAUUUUGCAACGAUCUGGAAUAUGGUAGUGGCCAAGAGAAAGACACAUCAGUGGCACCAUGUAAUAAAGGUGAGGAUGGAAGAAAGACAGCGAUUUGUGAAAGCACUGGACGUUGGAAACUUCAGAGUGACACUUGUGUCUUGACUGCAAUCAAUGAGCUACUAACCUCAUCUCAGGACUUGAAAGAGGCAACAGUUGAAGAAUUUUUAACAAAACUUAAUAAUACCUCUGUUGAUCUAAAAGAGCAAAUCGUUAGUUCAAGUGCAACUAUUUCGACCAUUGUUGAUAUUCUGAGAAUUGUUGCAAGUGUUUCAAAGAACAUCAGCCAGUCUCAGAUAAAGAACAUUCUAGAAACAGUGAAUGUCCUAGUUUCUGAUGAAGCAAAACAAUCCUGGACCUUUCUCAAUGCCGACCAAAAUAAGAACACCAGCUCUAGUUUACUGGGCUCCAUGGAAUUUUUUGCAGGUUCUCUCCCAACAAAGUCCUUUAAUGUGACAACAAAGCUAAUUCUGUUAAACCAAGACACAUUUGACAACUCAUUCAGAGCAGACUUAAAUUCAAGUGUGUUGAUAGAGAUUCCAGAGACUAAUUCCAAUCACCUCACCAUCACCACUCUAACGUUCUACUCCCUCAGUAAUGUGUUGCCUGCCAGGAACGGCAGCAAUCAAAGUGUCAAUGACAACAUCAUCAAUGGACUUGUAGUGCUGGUGAAGUUGAAUGGGACGACUAAAAAUGUCUCAUUGAGCUUCGAUAAGGUGAACAAGUCGCUCACAUACAAUCCUCAGUGUGUUUUCUGGAACUUCAGCCUUUUUAACAGCCUUGGAGGAUGGGAUAACACAGGAUGUAAAGUGAUGUCUAAUGAGAAGGGCCAGGUCACCUGUCACUGUAACCAUCUGACCUCCUUCUCCAUUUUGAUGUCAACUUCCAUUCCGAAAGAGAUUCAAGAUGCUUUGGAUAUAAUCACUUAUGUUGGAGUUGGCAUAUCGAUGGGUAGCUUAGUCAUUUGUCUCAUCAUUGAGGCUUGUGUGUGGAAGGCCAUGACCAGAAACAACACCUCUUACAUGCGCCAUGUCUCCAUUGUGAACAUCGCUGUGUCUCUCCUGAUUGCUGACAUUUGGUUCAUUAUUGGUGCAUCAAUAUCAAAAAAUAUCCUUGAAAACCCAGGUGAAGACACCACAACACCUAUACCGGCAUGUACUGCAGCUACGUUUUUCAUUCACUUUUUCUACCUUGCUCUGUUCUUUUGGAUGCUGAUCUCAGGCCUUCUCCUUUUCUAUCGGACCGUCUUGGUUUUCUCCCAUAUGUCAAAAUCAACUAUGCUGGCUAUUGGCUUCUCAGUAGGCUAUGGGGCACCUCUUAUCAUUGCUGUAAUUACUGUGGCAGCAACAGCUCCAAGUGGUGGAUACAUCAAGGAAAACCAGGCAUGUUGGCUCAACUGGGACAAGACAAUGGCUCUCCUUGCUUUUGUGAUCCCUGCCCUGACCAUAGUGGUCAUCAACUUUUUGAUCCUGAUUGUGGUUCUGUACAAAAUGCUGAGGAGAGGCGUGGGGGAUGCUACCCAGCCAGAUGAGAGAAAUGCUGUUGUGGUCAUUGCCAGGUGUCUGGCCAUUCUGACUCCAUUCUUUGGCCUUACCUGGGGACUGGGAGUAGGAACCAUGGUUGAUCCAACAAAUAAGGGAAUCCAUAUUGUAUUUGCCCUCUUCAAUUCACUACAGGGUUUCUUUGUUUUGGUGUUUGGAACACUUUUAGACGGCAAGAUCCGGUCAGCUAUAGCCGGAACGUUCUCUUCCAUCCUCCCAGGCUCUGACCGUACGAGGAGUACCAGUGGUGGCGCGGCAACAUCAUCAACCAGUGCAUUAAACUUCAUCCGAAGAAGGAUAAGGAGGAAUGUCUACAACGUUUCAGAAGCUGCAAAUUCUUCCAACAGCACUGAUGCUACAGAGUCUUUCAUCAACACCUAAAAGUACCCAAUUGUCACACUUGAGUAAAAGUAUAGAUACCUUAAUAUGAAGUUACUCAAGUAAAAGUCAUCCAGUAAAAUACUAUUUCAGUAAAAUUAUUUGUUUUUAAAUAUACUUAAGUAUCCAAAUUCAAUGUAAUUGAUAAAAGCCCCAUCACUCAGUUGCAGUGGUGGAAGAAGUACUCAAUUGUCAUACUUGAGUAAAAGUAAAGAUAUGAGCCACUUUAUUUUAAGCAAAGCAGAUGGCACCACUUUUUUGUCAUUUACAAAAGAUGCAUUUGUGUUUAGUGAGUCAGCCAGAUCAGAAGCAGAAGGGAUGAUUAUGUGUUUUCUUGAUAAGUGUGUGAAUUGGACAAUUUUCCCGUCCUGCUAAGCAUUCAAAAAGUAACGAGUACUUUUGGGUGUCAGGUAAAAUGUAUGGAGUAAAAAGUACAUUCUUUUUUUCUUUAGGAAUGUAGUGAAGUAAAAGUAAAAGUUGUCAAAAAUAUAAAUAGUAAAGUAAGGUACAGAUACCCCAAAAAACAACUUAAGUAGUACUUUCAAAUAUUGUACUUAAGUACUUUACACCACUGGGUAGUACAAGCUGUUAUUCCACUUGACAAGAAUUAUAGCCUUUGACCUGGACCUGCAUAAAACAUGGCUUGGUCCAACACACAAUGAAUCUAUUGAAGAUUUGUGGACUUUUCUGGAAUAAUGUUGUGAGUUCUACAGUGCCUUGCAAAAUUAUUCAUCCCCAUAGGCGUUUUUCCUAUUUUGUUGCAUUACGACCUGUAAUUUAAAUAGAUUUUUAUUUGGACUUCAUGCAAUGGACAUACACAAAAUAAUCAAAAUUGAUGAGGUGAAAUGAAAAAAAUAACUUGUUUAAUUAAAGAAAUUCAAAAAAAUAUAACACGGAAAAGUGGUGCGUGCAUAUGUAUUCACCCCCUUUGCUGUGAAGCCCCCAAAUAAGAUCUUGUGCAACCAAUUACCUUCAUAAGUCACAUAAGUUUUUUUAAUGAAGUCCACCUGUGUGCAAUCUAAGUGUCACAUGAUCUGUCACAUGACCUCAGUAUAUAUACACCUGCUCUGAAUGGUCCCAGAGUCUGCAACACCACUAAGCAAGGGGCACCACCAAGCAAGCGGCACCAUGAAGACCAAGGAGCUCACCAAACAGGUCAGGGACAAAGUUGUGGAGAAGUACAAAUCAGGGUUGGGUUAUAAAAAAAUAUCAGAAACUUUGAAAAUCCCACAGAGCACCAUUAAAUCUUUGGCGAGAGGGCCUACCACCAAAACUCACAGACCAGGCAAGGAGGGCAUUAAUCAGAGAGGCAAGAAAGAGACCAAAGAUAAUCCUGAAGGAGCUGCAAAGCUCCACAGUGGAGAUUGGAGUAUCUGUCCAUAAGACCACUUUAAGCCGUACACUCCACAGAGCUGGGCUUUACGGAAGAGUGGCCAGAAAAAAAGCCAUUGCUUAAAGAAAGAAAUAAGCAAACACGUUUGGUGUUCACCAAAAGGCAUGUGGGAGACUCCCCAAACAUAUGGAACAAGAUACUCUGGUCAGAUGAGAUUAAAAUUGAGCUUUUUGGCCAUCAAGGAAAACGCUAUGUCUGGCGCAAACCCAACACCUCUCAUCAUCCCCAGAACAUCAUCCACACAGUGAAGCAUGGGGGUGGCAGCAUCAUGCUGUGGGGAUGUUUUUCAUCAGCAGGGACUGGGAAACUGGUCAGAAUUGAAGGAAUGAUGGGUGGCACUAAAUACAGGGAAAUUCUUGAGGGAAACCUGUUUCAGUCUACCAGAGAUUUGAGACUGGGACUGAGGUUCACCUUCCAGCAGAACAAUGACCCUAAGCAUACUGCUAAAGCAACACUUGAGUGGUUUAAGGGGAAACAUUUAAAUGUCUUGGAAUGGCCUAGUGAAAGCCCAGACCUCAAUCCAAUUGAGAAUCUGUGGUAUGACUUAAAGAUCGCUGUACGCCAGCAGAACCCAUUCAACUUGAAGGAGCUGGAGAAGUUUUGCCUUGAAGAAUGGGCAAAAAUCCCAGUGGCUAGAUGUGCCAAGCUGAUAGAGACAUACCCCAAGAGACUUGCAGCUGUAAUUGCUGCAAAAGGUGGCUCUACAAAGUAUUGACUUUAGGGGGGUGAAUAGUUAUGCAUGCUCAAGUUUUCUGUUUUUUUGUCUUAUUUCUUGUUUGUUUCACAAUAAAAAAUCUUCAAAGUGGUAGGCAUGUUGAGUAAAUCAGAUGAUACAACCCCCCCCCCAAACAUCUAUUUUAAUUCCAGGUUGUAAGGCAACAAAAUAGGAAAAAUGCCAAGGGUGAAUACUUUCACAAGCCACUGUAUAAGGGUUCUGUCUGAAAAACGUGCCUCUUUUUUGUUGUACAUGUUUAUGUGUCUAGACGCUACUGUAAAUGAUGGACCAGCUUGAACCAACUUCUGAACAAGACAUAGCACUUUAAAUUAUGUAUGGUAUUGAAGUACUUUUUAUUUUUUUGCGAUUCAGGUUUUGUUAUGAUUUUUAUGAAUAAUGACUAAAUGAUGUAUACAUUUAAAGUAGAACUAUAACUAACACUUUUACAAGCGAUUCAGGUUUCCAAAGAUACAGUAGCAAUAUUCAAAUAUAAUAGAUGACCAGACAAUUACAGGAACAAAUGAAGGUCAAUUAGCUGCAUUGUUACAGACAAGUGCUAACUGUAUGACAGAGAAUUUGCCUUUUUUUAAAUACAUUUUUACUUAAUUAAUUAAUUUUACUUACCACUUAUGUGUGUUGUAUUAAGACAUGUUAUACAGCUGCUAUUGACUUUUCUUAUGUAAUGGCAUAUUUUAAAUGUGUACAAUUUAUUGUUGAAGAGACUUCUACAGAAGAUCAUGUUGGAUACACAAGUAGUAACAAAGAGUUUUGUCUCGUUGAACCUGUCUCACAGACGGUGUUGCUGCAACUCGAUAAAAAAAGUCUUGGUUCAACCAUCUACCCAAUAAAGAUGCCGUGUUUGCCAUA
Molecule: messenger RNA, 6113 nt
Organism: Salvelinus fontinalis (brook trout)
Lineage: Eukaryota; Metazoa; Chordata; Actinopteri; Salmoniformes; Salmonidae
Product: adhesion G protein-coupled receptor F5-like
Exons: 14
Biological process (GO): G protein-coupled receptor signaling pathway; cell surface receptor signaling pathway
Cellular component (GO): membrane
Molecular function (GO): G protein-coupled receptor activity
Source: RefSeq, a predicted model, not a curated record